CGAACAGUCCAACCUCAGAUGUGACACCAGAAGGCACCGCAAGCAGUUUGUCAGAAGACGACAUGAGGUCAGCAGUUCCUCCCACCAAAAUCCGACAAACCGCCAGGCAAGUUGACAGUGAUGGAUACAAGGGAGACGACGAGGACGAUGAUGAUGGCGUGUCUGUGGAAAGUGAUGCUGCAGCGGGAAGUGGACAAACUACCGGUGCCACCUCUUCAGCUGAUGCCGAUAUUGAAGCAUAUGCUGCCGCAUACAUGUGCGAGGAGGACUUGGUGUUCAUCAAAACACUAUCGAAAGGAAUGCGAACAAAACGUCCUAUCAAUAAAACAAAAACAGCAUCAAGAGGAUGCACAGGCAUCUCUGUCACCGUAGCAGCCUGUGAGUCAACCCUGACCACCCCUGCCUCUGUUAGUGAUGUUUUGAACACGCGUGGCAUUCGCCACCCAUCCGAUACCCUACUUCCUAAUACCAUCAGCCCUAGAAACGCCCGGGAUCCAAGUCCUACCUACAACCAGAACACUCAAAACUCGCAAAAUCGGAAUCCGAUGUAUUCGCCAAAGGCCCAAAAGCAGCAGCUUGAUUCCCACCCUGAACCCACCUUAGAUUCAGACAAUCCCUGCAUCCAGCCAGAAGCAGCGUCAUUUCAGGAAGAUGAUCAAACCACCUCUGGACCAGCUGUGGGUGAUGACGACCCCUUCCCCCAGCCAUAUGCUGUUAGAUAUAAGGAAGAAGACGAGGGUGUGGGUAUUACGCCGUACGCUGUUGCCUACAUGUGCCAGGAUGACACUGAUAGCACCGACCAGACGUAUGGCCAGACCAGUCCAGACUCAAGCAGCAACAACAAUGCGGACGUUUCAGCUUUUGAUGGAACCUUGAGGGAUAGCCAGCAGACAGACGUGCAGAACACAUCGAACCCGAAUCCGAUGUAUGCGCAAAACGCAUUGAACCCCAAUCCGAUGUACGGGCAAAACGCAUUGAACCCCAAUCCGGUGCCUAACGUUGUCCAGGAAGCACGUUGUGUGAGCAAAUCGACGCCAAUCGUGUUUGGUGAAGAGGGAACGCUACCCGGACAAAUAGACAAACCCUACGGAGUGGCGGUGUCCGCUGACAAUGAGAUAUUUGUCGCUGAUAUGAACAACAAACGUGUCCAAGUCUUCAGCAUGAAUGGCACCUUCCUCCGCCUCUUCCCACCGGAAGUGCCUGGCGGAAAUGACCAAGCAAUGUACCCUACUGAUGUGGACAUUGAUGAGCAAGGUCGUGUUUGGGUAGUGGGGAAAGAUCGCGUUAAUAGCUUUGCCGUGCGUGUGGUACAGUACGGUACAGACGGCCUACUGGUGACCACAUUUGUCGUGAAACGAUUUGAUUGGUACCCCAAAAUUGCGGUGAACUCGCGCUAUAACAGAAUCAUCGUGCUAGCAUGUAAUGAAUUGUUCAAGUUCAAACCAGACGGCUCGUUUGAUGGAAGUUUUGGCAAGAAAGAAGGCCCCAAACUGCAGUACGUCACAUGCACAUCAGACAGGGACGGUAACAUCCUCGUAACGGACACUUCUCUCCCCGGUGUCAAGGUGUACGAUCAUACCGGACAGCGCCUGUUCUCGUUCCGCACUGUCAGCGUCGGUAAAGGUAAGCCUAGAGGAAUUUGUAUGGACCCCCAGGGUCACAUCAUGGUGGCUGACUCGGGCAACGGGCGGGUGGACAUGUUCACAAGCCGCGGGAAGUUUGUCCGUACGGUUGUGAACGUUACAAACCCGUGGGACAUUGCUUUGGGACCGGGUGGACAGUUGGUGGUUACUGACGUAUCUAACUACAUCGUGACAAUCUUUCCACGAUGGAUGGUAUUUCCGGACGAGUAGGAGACUUUCGUGUAGAUGUCGGCUUUUGCACCAGGCCUUGCCUACUUUGCACAUUGUGGUUGGUUGAUGGUAUGUUCUAUCUUGAUGGAGAAUAGAACUUAACUAGUGAUGGUAUAUUAUAAAGGGGAUCAGAGUCCGUACUCUAAUUAAGCUAUUACAUC
Branchiostoma belcheri (Belcher's lancelet) is the source of this 2014-nucleotide messenger RNA. Its product is annotated as E3 ubiquitin-protein ligase TRIM71-like. Gene Ontology annotation, molecular function: translation repressor activity; protein binding; ubiquitin protein ligase activity. Lineage: Eukaryota; Metazoa; Chordata; Leptocardii; Amphioxiformes; Branchiostomatidae. The transcript has 2 exons. The record is from RefSeq and is a predicted model, not a curated record. Bases 63 to 1853 code for a protein of 596 amino acids. Gene Ontology annotation, biological process: proteasome-mediated ubiquitin-dependent protein catabolic process; negative regulation of translation; protein polyubiquitination.